Caenorhabditis sp. 36 PRJEB53466 is the source of this 2933-nucleotide messenger RNA. Lineage: Eukaryota; Metazoa; Nematoda; Chromadorea; Rhabditida; Rhabditidae. The record is from the annotation of a GenBank genome assembly.
AUGGAUGCUUUGUACGAGCUACAUGUGCAAUUGGAGCCCGAAACUCUCACUAUUAAGUGGCAUGUAAGAAAGAAACAACAUUAACACGUCCGGCACGUGCUAUUUUUCAGUCUUUUUACAAGCAUGUUCUCGAGCAUGAGCAAGAAUUUGGCCCGCUGUAUACUACUGAACCUUACGAACGAGAACAUAAGACAAUAAUGACCAGCGUUCAUCACCAAUCUACGAACAGCGAGAAGUUAUUGAUAACAAGGGAAAACUUUGUCGCCACCUCUGUCACUGCAUUUCUUGUUGCAGGUACAUGGCACGACGAGACUGUGCUCUUCUCAUGGAUAAUCUGGAAUGGGCGUUGUCUUCGGAGAAGAAAAAGGACUUUUGCAACUCAAGGAAAACCACUCGCGAAAGGUGAAUUUAAACGUUAACAUAUUAAUGCCGACGUGAUUUUUGCAGUUGCCCCGAAGUGCGUCACAGUUCCAAUGUCAUUCAAAGGGAACAGUUGACGGCGCAUCACCGAGCGCUGCUACGACAACUUCUUCUUCCAGAUAAUUGCACAUUAAGGUAAUGCUCGUAAAUUGCUGCUCGCGAAUUAACAGUGCAUUACAGGAAGAGGGGGUCGUAUGUGAGCAGAUCCGGUCGAUUUAUUGUGGCGGCACCCGCCUACUGGAGCAGCGGAAGUACUGAUCAAUCAACCAUUUGUUGGACCGACCCGACAGACAACAGCAUCAGAUUUGGCAACUGCGAAAUUAUCUUCACAAAUUCUGUUAACGUUCCCUUUCUAAUUGCUCGAGAAUUUGAAACCGAAAGCUAUCGCGAAACUCUAUCCUCCCUGUACAAUUCCGCUCUUUCCCCGGCUUCAUCUAAUCUUCUCACCCUUUGUACUAAUUUCCCCACUACUUUUGCGAAAGUUGUUGGUUAUUCACUAUCAGUGGUUCCGUUCGACUCUCUGCUUUCCCCCGCAUAUUUGGUGAGGGUUGAGAAUGAUUUAUAUGUAAAAAUGUAUCGAUAAUAGCAAUCUUUUCUUACUAGUUCACGGGUCAAUCCCGCACAUCUCUUUUCUAAUUAUGGCGCUGUCUUCUCACAGAACAAUUCAGAUGGAAUCAUCCUUCACUUCUCUCACUCCACUUCGUAAUGUACAUCUUCUGGAUGGUACUAAUUUCUGUUCAAAUUAACAUGAAAUGAGUAGCAAUUAUUUCAGGGCCACGCGAAACGCCAAGAUACUUCGACGGUGGUGGAAGAGGCUUCCAAAUCGAGCAUCGCGACGAAGCACCGAGACUAGGAACAUCUUCCCAGCUCAUCCGAGACUCUCCCAACUCGUUCCCUGCGAUUACCGCCGAAUACCCUGGAGAACAAAUGCCACGUGGAGUGUACGGAUACGGGCCUCACCCCCAUUUCGAUCGAAGAGACCAGUAUUCAUCGAUUCUGUCCCAUUCUGAGAAGACACCGAUUUCUGGUGAGCCAUAAUCAUUCCACUGUACACAAUACACGGUUACUUUGCAGUAAUGCUAUCCUCCUGCUUGGAAAAUGGCUUGUUUAACGUGGAGAAGGCAGGCCGAAUAGUUCAUGAAGCGUACCGAACGAGAACUCCAAAAGUUAAAGAGGAAAUCGAGUCGUUUCUCGCGAAGAAUGCCUACAAGUUCACUGGUCCAAUGAUUAUCGGCGAGCCCGAUUUGAUGAACCCCGAUUGGCAUCAGAUUAUGACCUGUGGACAACAACUUCUGGUUACUAAACCAUCUAAACCAAAUAAAAUAACAAUUUCAGAACCAUUUCAUCUGUGCGCAACAUCAGAAGGUGAUCAACCUCUCAGCGAAGAACUGUGAAGAGUUCAGAGACGUAGGUGGCGCUGUCUACAAUGUUACCGGGAUCUUCCAUUACCCACGAGAGCCACCAUUCUCCGUGAGCUGGAUCCGUAUUUAUACGAAUGCAGAACAUCGUUUUUAGGGCGAGCAAAUCAGCCUCCUCGGAAUAAACCCAUCAAAUCAGUCUGCUCACAUUCGUCUCAAGUCGAUGCUAUUCCACGUACUUUCACGAGUAUGUCACAUUUUAAGUGUUAUCAAAUAUCAAAUUGAAUCUAUUUUUAGAGUUGCACUCAGCAGUGCGACAUUCAGUCGGUAACGUGGAUUCUGCCGAAUGAGAAAAACUCGAAGGGGCCAAACCGACGCGACUUCCCGGAUGACUUGUAUGUCACGCUUAGGGGUUAGUUAUCUUCCGAUUCUCAUAAGUUUAUCGAUUUCACCACGUUUCUUUUUUUAGACCUCUUCCUCCAAUUUUUUUCGGACUCGACUACGGGGAGUUGGAUGCUCCUUACCGAGACGAAUUCAGCACAUUGAAAUGCCUGCAGUCAUACGGAGACGACAACAGCAAGAAAAAAAUAUUUCAAAUUUCUUGCUCACACACGAUACAGUUACCUAACAACCACUUUCAGAACUGCUCUCAAGCAGGCUUUGUGAGUCAAUCUUUCUAUUUCUUUUUGAAAAUAUGAUUUCUUUUCAGAGUUGAACUACGCCACGGCACAUUUCUGCCACCUGUCAUUGGUCAAAAGUACGGUCGAUUCGUAUAUCGCAAGGUAAUAUUACUGUUUUCUAACACUGUUAUGUUUUCUCCUUUUGCAGCGCCACACGACGACUCCGUCGACAUCUUUUUCGCAUCAGUUGAUGCCGUAUCAAUUGACGGCUCAAGAAACAGAGGACACCGAGAGACAAGAGUUUCACGACACCAAUGUCGCCGUUCUCACUGAAGCUCCAACGAGUGUCGACGAUUCGGACAAACUCGGCGAAACGAUCAUUUCAAAAGAAGCCUCUUUGCCGAAGAAAAAUAAUGGAAAGAAUUCCGGACGCCGCCGUCACAACUCGCAAAAGGACAAGGAGGAGGAAGAGACCGACGGGCAAGCUGCUCCAGCGAAAAGAGCAAACAUUCGCCGAACUCGUCGAAACAUCUGA